CGCUGCCCUGGGUGGGCGGCGGGGCCGGAGCUGCAGCUGAGCGCUUGGCCGGGCGCAGCCAGGUCUCCCGUCCGCACGGCGCCGUGACAGGUGCAGAGUUCGGGCUUAGCACCCACCUGCGGCCGCCGCCGCGAUGCCCACCAUGCGGAGGACCGUGUCGGAGAUCCGCUCUCGCGCUGAAGGUUAUGAGAAGACAGAUGAUGUUUCAGAGAAGACAUCGCUGGCUGACCAGGAGGAAGUAAGGACUAUCUUCAUUAACCAACCCCAGCUGACAAAAUUCUGCAAUAACCAUGUCAGCACUGCAAAAUACAACAUAAUCACCUUCCUUCCAAGAUUUCUCUACUCUCAGUUCAGAAGAGCUGCUAAUUCAUUUUUUCUCUUUAUUGCACUGCUUCAGCAAAUACCUGAUGUAUCACCAACAGGUCGUUACACAACACUGGUUCCUCUCUUAUUUAUUUUAGCUGUGGCAGCUGUCAAAGAAAUAAUAGAAGAUAUUAAACGACAUAAAGCCGACAACGCAGUGAACAAGAAACAGACACAAGUUUUGAGAAAUGGUGCUUGGGAAAUUGUUCACUGGGAAAAGGUAAAUGUUGGAGAUAUAGUUAUAAUAAAAGGCAAAGAGUAUAUACCUGCUGACACUGUACUUCUCUCAUCAAGUGAGCCCCAGGCCAUGUGCUACAUUGAAACAUCCAACUUGGAUGGUGAAACAAACUUGAAAAUUAGACAGGGCUUACCAGCAACCUCAGAUAUCAAAGACAUUGACAGUUUGAUGAGAAUUUCUGGCAGAAUUGAGUGUGAAAGUCCAAACAGACAUCUCUACGAUUUUGUUGGAAACAUAAGGCUUGAUGGACAUGGCACUGUUCCUCUGGGAGCAGAUCAGAUUCUUCUUCGAGGUGCUCAGUUGAGAAAUACACAGUGGGUUCAUGGAAUAGUUGUCUACACUGGACAUGACACCAAGCUGAUGCAGAAUUCAACAAGCCCACCACUUAAGCUCUCAAAUGUGGAACGGAUUACAAAUGUACAAAUUUUGAUUUUAUUUUGUAUCUUAAUUGCCAUGUCUCUUGUCUGUUCUGUGGGCUCAGCCAUUUGGAAUCGAAGGCAUUCUGGGAAAGACUGGUAUCUCAAUCUAAACUAUGGUGGUGCUAAUAAUUUUGGACUGAAUUUCUUGACCUUCAUUAUACUUUUCAACAAUCUCAUUCCUAUCAGCUUGUUGGUUACAUUAGAAGUGGUGAAAUUUACCCAGGCAUACUUCAUAAAUUGGGAUAUCGACAUGCAUUAUGAACCCACAGAUACUGCCGCUAUGGCUCGAACAUCCAAUCUAAAUGAAGAACUUGGCCAGGUUAAAUACAUAUUUUCUGACAAAACUGGUACUCUGACAUGUAAUGUAAUGCAGUUUAAGAAGUGCACCAUAGCAGGAGUUGCUUAUGGCCAUGUCCCCGAGCCUGAGGAUUAUGGCUGCUCUCCUGAUGAAUGGCAGAGCUCACAGUUUGGAGAUGAAAGAACAUUUAGUGAUUCAUCAUUGCUGGAAAAUCUCCAAAAUAAUCAUCCAACAGCACCUAUCAUAUGUGAAUUUCUUACAAUGAUGGCAGUCUGUCACACAGCAGUACCAGAGCGAGAAGGCGAUAAGAUUAUUUAUCAAGCAGCAUCUCCAGAUGAGGGAGCAUUGGUCAGAGCAGCCAAGCAAUUGAAUUUUGUUUUCACUGGAAGAACACCUGAUUCGGUGAUUAUAGAUUCACUGGGGCAGGAAGAAAGAUAUGAAUUGCUCAAUGUCCUGGAGUUCACCAGCGCUAGAAAAAGAAUGUCAGUGAUUGUUCGCACCCCAUCCGGGAAGUUACGACUUUACUGCAAAGGAGCUGAUACUGUGAUUUAUGAUCGACUGGCAGAGACUUCAAAAUACAAAGAAAUUACCCUAAAACAUUUAGAGCAGUUUGCUACAGAAGGGUUAAGAACUUUAUGUUUUGCCGUGGCUGAGAUUUCUGAGAAUGACUUUCAGGAGUGGCGUGCAGUCUAUCAGCGAGCAUCUACAUCUGUGCAGAACAGGCUGCUCAAACUCGAAGAGAGUUAUGAGUUAAUCGAGAAGAAUCUUCAGUUGCUUGGAGCUACAGCCAUUGAGGAUAAAUUACAAGAUCAAGUGCCUGAAACCAUAGAGAUGCUAAUGAAAGCAGACAUCAAAAUCUGGAUCCUUACAGGGGACAAGCAAGAAACUGCCAUUAACAUUGGACACUCCUGCAAACUUUUGAAGAAGAACAUGGGAAUGAUUGUUAUAAAUGAAGACUCCCUUGAUGGAACAAGGGAAACUCUCAGUCGUCACUGCACUACCCUUGGUGAUGCUCUUCGGAAAGAGAAUGAUUUUGCUCUUAUAAUUGAUGGGAAAACUCUCAAGUAUGCCUUAACCUUUGGAGUACGACAGUAUUUCCUGGACUUAGCUUUGUCAUGCAAAGCUGUCAUUUGCUGCAGAGUUUCUCCUCUUCAAAAAUCUGAAGUCGUGGAGAUGGUUAAGAAACAAGUCAAAGUCAUAACACUUGCAAUCGGUGAUGGGGCAAACGAUGUCAGCAUGAUACAGACGGCGCAUGUUGGUGUCGGCAUAAGUGGCAAUGAAGGACUGCAGGCAGCGAAUUCUUCUGACUACUCCAUAGCUCAGUUCAAGUAUUUGAAGAAUUUAUUGAUGGUUCAUGGUGCCUGGAAUUAUAACAGAGUCUCCAAGUGCAUCUUGUACUGCUUCUACAAGAAUAUAGUCCUCUAUAUCAUCGAGAUCUGGUUUGCCUUCGUUAAUGGCUUUUCUGGACAGAUCCUCUUUGAAAGAUGGUGUAUAGGUCUAUAUAAUGUGAUGUUCACAGCAAUGCCUCCCUUAACUCUUGGAAUAUUCGAGAGAUCAUGCAGGAAAGAGAAUAUGUUGAAGUACCCUGAAUUAUACAAAACGUCGCAGAACGCCCUGGACUUCAACACCAAGGUUUUCUGGGUUCAUUGUUUAAAUGGCCUCUUCCACUCAGUUAUUCUGUUUUGGUUUCCACUAAAAGCCCUUCAGUAUGGUACUGUAUUUGGAAAUGGAAAAACUUCUGAUUAUCUGCUUCUGGGAAACUUUGUUUACACUUUUGUGGUGAUAACUGUGUGUUUGAAAGCUGGAUUAGAGACAUCAUAUUGGACAUGGUUCAGUCACAUAGCGAUAUGGGGGAGCAUUGCACUCUGGGUGGUGUUUUUUGGAAUCUACUCAUCUCUGUGGCCUGCUAUUCCGAUGGCCCCUGAUAUGUCGGGAGAGGCAGCCAUGUUGUUUAGUUCCGGAGUCUUUUGGACGGGCUUGUUAUUUAUCCCUGUGGCAUCUUUGCUUCUUGAUGUGGUGUACAAGGUUAUCAAGAGGACUGCUUUUAAAACAUUAGUAGAUGAAGUUCAGGAGCUGGAGGCAAAAUCUCAAGACCCAGGAGCAGUUGUGCUUGGAAAAAGCCUCACCGAGAGGGCUCAACUGCUCAAGAACGUCUUUAAGAAGAACCAUGUGAACUUGUACCGGUCUGAAUCAUUGCAACAAAACCUUCUCCACGGGUAUGCCUUCUCUCAAGAUGAAAAUGGAAUCGUUUCACAGUCUGAAGUAAUUAGAGCAUAUGAUACCACGAAACAGAGGUCCGAUGAGUGGUGAUGGGGAGGGGCUGAGAGGCAGGCCCUUCUACUUCUCUAAGGAGAGCUACCAGGUUGUCACUGCAGUCUGCUGACCAAUUCCAGUCUGGUCCAUGGAGAGGAAAGUGGAUCUGAGCUCAUCUUGCUGAUGGACAUUCAGAUUCAUGUAUAUUAUAGACAUAAGCACUGUGCAACUCUACUGUAACACCAUCUCUCUCAGAUCUUUUUAAGUAUCUGCUAAGUCUCUGUAAAGAGAAAUUGAAAAUGACCUUGGAUCUUGCCAGAGUACUUUCUUAAACUGAGAAUAGGUCAGUGUUCUUAAGCCGUUACUCUGGGGCUGUAACUGACUAUCAAUUUAUUGGCUAUACCACAAGGUGACCAGCCAUUUAAAAGCUCUAAAACAGUAUUGAGUUAAAGGGACUCUUGAUAUCCAGAUGUAGAUUUCAGGAUAUGCUGAAACAAACCAGUGUUCUUAAGGAACUGACUCACCUUACUAAGAAAAAUUUCUAAACAAGUGUUUGUGUUUGUCUUGAUAAAUGUUUGCCAAAGAAGUUCAGUAAGUGUAUUUCUCAUGCAGUAGUCAUUUGCCCAGAAAUUUAAGAGAAAGCUUACUUCCGGUUCUGCUGUAAGAGCUGCAUGCUUGAGUUUUCAAAUGUAAGAGUGAUUUGCAAAAAUGAAUAUUUCAAGGCAUUUGCUACUAAAAUCUGUGAUGUUGUGCACCUUUGGCCUUACAAAUGCUUCUUCAUUGUCUUUUUUAUUUGUUAAAAUUAGAGGGCACAUGUGUUAAUGUGACUUGUUAUGAUACUGAUUUUUUAAAUUGUAUUUAUGUCUCAGUCAUUUCUGAUAAAGUUUCAUCAUUA
Messenger RNA from Galeopterus variegatus (Sunda flying lemur), 4466 nucleotides. RefSeq names its product ATPase, aminophospholipid transporter (APLT), class I, type 8A, member 1 (gene ATP8A1). The transcript has 37 exons. Gene Ontology annotation, biological process: phospholipid translocation. The record is from RefSeq and is a predicted model, not a curated record. Gene Ontology annotation, molecular function: magnesium ion binding; ATP hydrolysis activity; ATP binding. Lineage: Eukaryota; Metazoa; Chordata; Mammalia; Dermoptera; Cynocephalidae. Gene Ontology annotation, cellular component: plasma membrane. Bases 134 to 3628 code for a protein of 1164 amino acids.